UUUGUGUGUGUAUGUGUGGGACUGAAAUGUCAUCUGCUGACAUCCCAGUCAGUAUGACUGACAUGAUGACAGUCAUCAUAUCAGUGACAGUCAGUCACGUCAGCGACAACAAGGGUCAAUGAGGAGUGCCAUUUGAAGAAAGACUGUACGCCGGCAGGUCCCGACUCCCCGAGUCCCUAAGUUCACAACUGUGGACACAGACAGACAACAAACAGUCUCAGGCCGCGGGUUGUUGGCGGCCCGCCCACCUCGCUUAUUUUUAGUUAUUGGUGUCCGGUGUUGUGUUGUACUGCAGUUAUACAAACAAACUGACUGCUCUGGUAUACUCUUUCGUGUCACUGAAACAGACAGGAAACUCAGGAAAUACAAAAAAACUUGAUAACUGUGAAGUGCAAUGCAAUGAUGGAAGAGAAGGAAGUGGACAUCUACCGGGACACUCCUGUCCGUCUGUUAGGUUAUGCCAAUGAGGUGGGGGAGUCCUUCCGAGCCUUGACUCCGCUGUGGUUUGUAAGGUCCACAUAUGGAGUUGCUUCAGCUUAUGUUGUUGCUGACACGUAUGACAAGGCCACCAAGAUGAGUAAGCAACCUGGCUCCACGCAGCGUGCGGUGACACACGCAGCAGUGGACACCCUCUUGUGGCAGGCACUGGCCUCCGUCAUAGUGCCGGGAUUCACCAUCAACAGGGUGUGUGCUGCCUCGCUGGUAGUGCUGGCAAAGGCAUUACCUGCAGUUCCUCUCAAUACUCGCAAGUGGGUUACCACAGCACUAGGUCUGGGGUGCAUUCCCUUCAUCGUCCACCCUAUAGAUACAGGUGUGCACUGGGCCAUGGACCGCUCUGUAAGAAAAUACCUAGAUCUGUCAGAACAACCUCAGAAAUAAAAUCAAACAUUUACAUGUACCCAGCGCUGUCUCUCUUGUUAUGCAGUAAGUGCAAAAAAGAGUGAUAUCACAUCCAUGUUACACCAGUUAUUUAUUUGGCUGCUGAGAAGGCUCAAAAUGUAGGAAAAAUAUAUUUGUCCUUGAAUGUUUCCACACACAACCUUCUAAGGAAAGCUCCAUAACCUUAAGCUAUAAGUAGCUGCCCUUCACUGAAGAGCAGAGCUGAAUACCACUAACAAAUAAUGUCAUUUCCAUAAA
Messenger RNA from Portunus trituberculatus (swimming crab), 1137 nucleotides. Its product is annotated as mitochondrial fission process protein 1-like. The transcript has 5 exons. Lineage: Eukaryota; Metazoa; Arthropoda; Malacostraca; Decapoda; Portunidae. Gene Ontology annotation, cellular component: mitochondrion. Gene Ontology annotation, biological process: mitochondrial fission. Bases 400 to 879 code for a protein of 159 amino acids. The record is from RefSeq and is a predicted model, not a curated record.